Messenger RNA from Egretta garzetta (little egret), 753 nucleotides. It is a transcript of the gene REP15, whose product is annotated as RAB15 effector protein. Gene Ontology annotation, biological process: receptor recycling. The record is from RefSeq and is a predicted model, not a curated record. The coding region runs from base 1 to 753 and encodes 250 amino acids. Lineage: Eukaryota; Metazoa; Chordata; Aves; Pelecaniformes; Ardeidae. The transcript has a single exon.
AUGUGGAAACGACUUCCUCCUGCAUUGAAAAUGGGCCAGAAGGUCUCACACGAGGACAACCAGGAGAAAAAGGCUGAGACUCUACUCAUCUGUGAAGUCUUCAGCCAAGGUGUGGUCCAUGCAUCUCAAAGGCUGAAGGACUAUCUUGGUUUCGUGGAUCCUCAGAGCAAAUUCCAGCCAGCCACAAACACGCUGAGUGAGAUCUUUUUGGUCAACUUCAUCAGCUUCUGCAUGGAAAAGGGAGUGGAGGAACGUAUCACAACCAGCAAAAUGACCAAGCAGCAGUCCUUCCUGUUCGGGGUGGACUGGAUCUGGACUCUGUCUGGAGCUGACAAGGAAAUCAAACUUCAGAUCGCUGUGCAGGCUUUACAGCCAGCCGAGCUUUUCAAUCGCGAAGGGGGCCCCGCCGAGGCGGUGGAGGACUGCUGCCGGGAAGCCGUGCUGGCAGACGAGCGCUUCCAAAACAGGAGCAGGUUUGCGAAGCUGGCGGAGUUCUGCCGCCUGGUGGGACAGGACUGCCUGGGCUUGUUCAUCAUGUUUGGUGUGCCAGGGAAGCCCAGGGACAUCCGAGGAGUCAUGGUAGACAGCAUUGCCAAGGAGGAGCAAAAAAGCCGCCUGUUGGGCAGGAAUGCGUUACAGCAAUUUGACACCAGUACUGACAGAUUCCUGCCCGCAAAAGACAUGUUGGAAAGCUGCCUUGGCGCAAAAAAUGGACUGAAGGAGGUGGGCAAUGUGUACAUAAGCUUUCUGUAA